This is a messenger RNA of Penicillium antarcticum, 1596 nucleotides long. RefSeq names its product flavin monoamine oxidase family protein. Gene Ontology annotation, molecular function: oxidoreductase activity. Bases 1 to 1596 code for a protein of 531 amino acids. NCBI's taxonomy places the organism in Eukaryota, Fungi, Ascomycota, Eurotiomycetes, Eurotiales, Aspergillaceae. The record is from RefSeq and is a predicted model, not a curated record. The transcript has 2 exons.
AUGUCCACUUGUCAGCUCAGAAUGGCCCAAUCUUUCCACAUCGCUUCUCCUCUCUCGGGCAGUAGUCCCAUAAAACCAAGUAAUUGUGGCUCCGACCUGGUUGCACCUUUCGCAACUCUCCCGGAGUCGAAAACAUGUGCAGCGAGGUCGGAGUGCAAGAAGGUGAUUGUGGUAGGUGCAGGAAUUUCUGGUCUGCGCGCCGCCGCCGUCCUGCACCGUCACGGCUGUGAAGUCGUGGUGCUCGAGGCGCGCGAUCGCAUUGGUGGAAGAAUCCUGACCAGCAGAACAGGUGAUCGGGUUCGGGACAUCGGUGCCGCGUGGAUGCACGAAACCUCCCAGAACAGUCUGGUGAAGCUGAUCCCUCAGCUGGAUAUUCCUUAUUACUAUGACGAUGGCCUCCCGUUGUAUUUCACCCGGGAAGGCCGAGCUGGUUCCCAGUUCAAAGCUAAGAAAGUCGCCGACGAGUUCGCCGACUACUGCGAGUGGUUUUACGAAACAAACCCCGAGGCCGAGGACCGUCCGGUCCAUGAGUUUGCGAAAGAAUUCGUGCUACAGCAUCAGCUCAUCACCGAGGAUGAGCGUGACUGGGCGCCACAGGCUGUCCGCGAGGUCGAACUCUGGAUUGGAACCAGUACCGACCAAGCCUCGGCCAAACAUCUGUCUUAUUUUAUUACAGAGCGCAAUCUGUAUAUGAAAGGUGGCUAUGAUCGGAUCGUGGACUGGACUGCCGAGCCACUUCGCAAAGAUCCAAACAUCAUCCGCCUCAACCACUUUGUCGAGAACAUUGAGUGGAGUGAAUCUGGCGAUGAGCCAGCCCGCAUCCGGUACAAGGAUGCUGCUGGAAACAUCGGCUUCGUCGAGGGUGAUGCAGUGGUGAUGACCAGCCCGCUGGGCGUCUACCACCACAAGCUCAUCUCCUUCAACCCGCCCUUGCCGAGUGACAUCCAAGAGGGCAUGUCCAGAUUCAGCUACGGCGCACUGGGCAAAGUAUUCUUCGAAUUCGCGGACGUCUUCUGGUCCAAGGAUAACGACCAGUUCGUCUUCUAUCCCUCGCCACCAGAGGAGUCGGACGCAUCAUCCUCCGGUUCCUCCGUGCAAUCAAGCACGAGCAUGAACUCCAUCGGGGAGAAAGACAAUAUCCUCAACUACGCCACCGUCACCAUCAACCUGUGGAUUAUGACGGGUAGCAAGGAGCUGUGCGUGCAGAUCGCCGAGCCGCUAACGCAGCGUAUCGAGGCGAUGCAGGAUCUCAAGGAGAUCUAUCUAUUCUUUGAACCGCUGUUCAAGCUGUUCCGCACGGAGCCGUACAAGGCUCUGCCCCGUCUGGUUAAUGUUGAAACUACACAUUGGACCCAGGACCCGUUGGCUGGGUUUGGAACUUACUCUGCUGACAAGGUUGGGGAUGAUCCGCAGUUGCUUAUUGAUGCCUUUGAGAAUCACAAGGGUAGUCGUUUGCAGUUUGCUGGUGAGCAUUGCACUCUCGUUGCUAAUGGCUGUGUUCAUGGUGCUUUCAAGACAGGUGAAACCGCCGCUACCAAUUUGCUUCACAGCCUUGGCAUUCCGUUCAAUGACCAAGAGGUCACUGAACUGAAAUGA